CAUUAGUUCAUUCCUAGGUUUCAAGUGCUUUGGUCCUGUUUCUGCUCUCUCCUGGAUUUCUCUGGCUAUGACUUGUUACGCUCUUACUUUGGCUCUACUGGCGCUGGCCGGCUGCAUUUGCUGUACUUUCGCACGGGCCUCGCCCGACGAAGAGCGCUACGUGGAAAAGGAGUAUAAUCGGGAUCUGUAUGACUGGAUUAAUAACGCAGUUCGAUAUGCGCCCGUCCAACCGCCGGGUCCGCCCUGCAAGCAUCCUUACUUUCUAGACAACUCGCUUAACCCGAAUAUGCGGAUGCCAAAGCGAAACUCGGAACUGAUAAACUCGCUGCUCAGCUUACCCAAAAACAUGAAUGAUGCGGGCAAGUAAAAGAAAAAAGACCGGAUAUAACUAAGUACAUACAUAUGUCGCUUUGGAGAUUCUAUACGUGAACAUAAAUAUAUAUGAAAACAAUGUGUAAAAAAAAAAUACAAAAAAAAAAUAAAUAGUCCUUUAAGCCUGGCCUGCGCUUUUAUUAUAUAAAUAUAACACAAAAUAAUUCAGAAAUAAGUUUGUUUGCAUACAUAUGACAUAUGACUCGAAGGAUUCACCAAUUGCCUUUUUGUUGAAACUGUGCAAAAUACUUAAAUUAAUUUAUG
This is a messenger RNA of Drosophila montana, 636 nucleotides long. RefSeq names its product Pigment-dispersing factor (gene Pdf). The coding region runs from base 68 to 367 and encodes 99 amino acids. Gene Ontology annotation, cellular component: extracellular region. The record is from RefSeq and is a predicted model, not a curated record. Gene Ontology annotation, biological process: response to light stimulus. Gene Ontology annotation, molecular function: hormone activity. The transcript has 2 exons. NCBI's taxonomy places the organism in Eukaryota, Metazoa, Arthropoda, Insecta, Diptera, Drosophilidae.